Molecule: messenger RNA, 810 nt
Organism: Phanerochaete carnosa HHB-10118-sp
Lineage: Eukaryota; Fungi; Basidiomycota; Agaricomycetes; Polyporales; Phanerochaetaceae
Exons: 4
Coding region: 1-810 (269 amino acids)
Source: RefSeq, a predicted model, not a curated record
AUGUUGCUAGAUGCCAUUGGCUCAUUUGUGCAAAACGGCAAACCACUGGUCAUAGAAGGCUGGCAUGCUUACAAAGCAUGGAAUUCAAACGUCCUUAGCCCAAAUUGGCUCAAGAAAUCGGCAUAUGGCAAAAAAGGCGAGGGCUAUUCAAGCAAUUAUGUAGAUUUCAGAGAUCUUACAUAUCACAGUGAUGAUUCCAAACUGCUUAAAUCUCUGAUUGAGGACGUGAGAAGGCAGUUCAAUAUCAAAGCUGAAGGUGCAUCAGGUCCCAAUGUCCAUAACAAGGACCUUCCAUGCCCAGAUUUGUGGUACAGUAUGCUUUUCAGAGAAGACUUACUUCUAGGUGCUCUGUUGCCUUAUGGUGCCUCUGAUUACACGGCGCACCUGAGUCCAGAGAUGCCAGUGGAUACUACCAUGUGUUACAUAGGUAGCGCAGGGUCUUAUAUGCCGCUUCACAAGGAUGCAUGUAUGUCUGUUGGGCACAACCUGAUGUGUUUUGCGGAAAAGGGGGGCAAAGCUCGAUGGUACAUGACGUCCACACGGGACUCUCACCAUGCCAGCUUGUUCUUUCGACAACAUAUAGGGGCCAAAGUUGACUGGGAGUCGCGUCGGCUGACCCAUGAGCAGAUGGCUAGCGCAUCGUUCCCAAUAUACGAAACAGUGCAAAAAAUGGGUGACCUUGUACUCAUACCUCCAAAAAGCUGUCAUCAGGUCGCGAACAAAGGUGGACUGACUAUCAAGGUUGCAUGGUCCCGCAUGUCCCUCAAGUCAUUGUAUCUAGCCUUCCAUGAUGAGUUGCCAGUGUAUUAG